Prorocentrum cordatum is the source of this 1385-nucleotide messenger RNA. NCBI's taxonomy places the organism in Eukaryota, Dinophyceae, Prorocentrales, Prorocentraceae. The record is from the annotation of a GenBank genome assembly.
GGACGGCCGUCGCCUGACUGGCGAGAGCACCACCGUGACGUUCUCGGAGAUGAUGUACGCAGAUGGGUCCGAGAUCGACAUUGAACUCAACGCCACCAUCACUGACAACGCUAUCGAUUUCGACUUGCAGUACGGGAUGGACGAGGCGACCCAGUUUGAAGUGCACCUGUCUGCUGCGGACUCUGCCGAGGCAGGGGAGGCCUCCCUGGACUUAGCCGUCGUGAUUUCAGACGUGGAAGUUGCCAAGGUCGAAUUUUCUUCAACCGACUCGACCGACGAGACGACGUUCUCCGUGCUGAUCAAGGCCCCAGACAGUGGCGAUACCAUCGCCAGCGUGUCUGCCACCUCGAGCGCAAGCGCUGGCGAAUCCCUCUCGGCUCGCGUCUAUAACCCCGAGGAUGGUACCGAGUUCAUUACCGUCACGGGUACAAACAGCAGUGCGUCCAUGAGCUUCUCGGCGGUCGUGAAGGACCCCAGUGAUUCCUCCAGCACCUUGCUCGACGCGUCUGCCGGGGCAACCUACACUGGUGCUGACACGGAGGACGGCACCUUGGAGGUCACGGUAAGCGUCGGAGGUGACCAGAUCGUGUUGAGCGGAACCUUGGCGGAUUCCUAUCGCACACAGGGCGGCUUUACGAUGGACGCCUCUCUCUCGGUUGCCGGUAGCACCGCAGGGCGGGUCGACGUCGAUGGCACCCACGACGACACUGGCUUGACUGUCGUCGCGUUGGUUGAAGUGCCCUCAGAUGGCAGCUAUGAGCAGAUUCUCAAGCUGGACCCUCUGAUUCUGGUGACGAAGAGUACAAAUUACACGGUCCGCGCCACCGUCCACGACAGCAGUGACACAGAGAUGGGUACAGCUGGCGUGUCGCUCACCAAUGAACCUACCAGUGGGCAGGCGCAAGAUGUGGACAUCAAUCUAUUCAGCCCCAUGGACUCCAGCCUCAACGCUACCAUGUCCGUUUCAUUGGCCAGCGGAGUGCUCGACAUGCUCACAGACGCAGCGGAGAUUCCAUGCCUGCAGGGUUCGUGCUCCCUGGAUGUGGGGCUGCAAAGCCAGCACAUGGAUUUGGUUUUUUCGUCGAUGACAUCAGAUGAUCAGGAAGACUACCGCGCGGUUCUCGGCAUGACUGCACGCGACACGCUCUAUUACGCAGGGGCGUCAGUCACUGUGCAGAGCGUGAAUAUGAUAGCAGCAGACAUUCAGCUAGGCGACGGCAACUCGGCCAUCGCAAUCGACCAGUUUGCCAUGUCAUCCACUGGCACCAUCAAGGACGAAAACAACGCGAAGAUCAUUGGAUGGGAUCUGAGCGCCGACGUAUCAUCUUCCUCUCAAUCUGUGGACCUGACUGUCGACAGCGGAUCCAGCCCCAUCCUCGAGGUGG